CUUGUUGUGAGCCAUAGAUGUCGCCACCAGUGACAGGUGACAUAUGACGUGGAUCUUGAAAUGUGUAACAAAUGUAAAAUGUUUUUUUAAACUUUUAAAAUAAAUUAAAAUCAAGCAUUUGACGCGUUUUUUGUGUUUGUGACCACUUGGCAUAAGCCGUUCUGCGAUGGCCACCUACGAAGAAUACAUCCAGCAGAAUGAGGACCGCGACGGCAUCCGUUUCACUUGGAACGUGUGGCCGUCGAGUCGCAUCGAAGCCACCCGUUUGGUGGUCCCCCUCGGUUGUCUCUACCAACCCAUCAAGGAGCGCCAAGACCUGCCCCCCAUCCAAUACGACCCUGUCCUAUGUACCCGUAACAACUGUCGUGCGAUUCUGAACCCGCUGUGUCAAGUCGACUACCGGGCAAAGCUGUGGGUUUGCAAUUUCUGUUUCCAACGGAAUCCGUUUCCGCCUCAAUAUGCGGCCAUUUCCGAGCAACACCAACCGGCCGAACUCAUGCCAAUGUUCUCCACCAUUGAGUACACAAUAACACGCGCCCAAUGCCUGCCCCCCAUCUACCUCCUAGUCGUCGAUACGUGCAUGGACGAGGAGGAGCUGGGGGCCCUUAAAGACUCGCUUCAGAUGUCUUUGAGCCUUCUCCCGCCGACGGCCCUCAUAGGGCUCAUCACAUUCGGGAAAAUGGUCCAAGUUCACGAACUGGGCACUGAGGGCUGUAGCAAAUCGUACGUUUUUCGGGGGACCAAAGACCUGACAGCUAAACAAAUCCAGGAGAUGCUCGGGAUUGGGAAAGUGGCCGUGGCGCAGCCCCAGCGAGGGGCCCCGCAAGCCCCCAUCCCGCCCGCCAGUCGGUUCCUCCAACCCAUCUCAAAGUGCGAUAUGAGUCUGACUGAUUUGAUCGGGGAGCUGCAAAGAGACCCCUGGCCUGUGGGGCAAGGCAAGCGGCCCUUGAGAUCAACAGGGGCGGCCUUGUCCAUAGCAAUAGGGCUCCUUGAGUGCACGUAUGCCAAUACGGGGGCCCGGGUUAUGAUGUUCCUAGGGGGGCCCUGCUCGCAAGGGCCGGGUCAGGUGGUUAACGACGAUUUGAAACAACCAAUCAGGUCGCAUCAUGAUAUUCAGAAAGAUAACGCCAAGUAUAUGAAGAAGGCGAUCAAGCAUUAUGAGGGGUUGGCUAUGAGGGCUGCCACUAAUGGGCAUUGUGUUGAUAUUUAUUCGUGUGCUUUGGACCAAACGGGGCUGAUGGAGAUGAAGCAGUGUUGCAAUUCGACGGGGGGGCAUAUGGUUAUGGGGGACUCGUUCAAUUCGUCGCUUUUUAAACAAACGUUUCAGCGGGUUUUUGCAAGAGAUGCCAAGAAUGAGCUGAAAAUGGCCUUCAAUGCCACACUGGAAGUCAAGUGUUCAAGGGAACUCAAAGUGCAAGGAGGUAUUGGCUCUUGUGUGUCCCUCAAUGUGAAAAGUCCCCUCGUUUCGGACACUGAAAUCGGAAUGGGUAACACAGUCCAAUGGAAAAUGUGCACUUUGACGCCGAGUGCAACAAUUGCCCUAUUUUUCGAAGUGGUCAAUCAACAUUCGGCCCCCAUACCGCAAGGAGGCCGUGGAUGCAUUCAGUUCAUAACACAAUAUCAACAUUCGAGCGGCCAGAGGCGCAUUCGCGUUACAACCAUCGCCCGAAAUUGGGCCGAUGCCACGGCCAACAUCCACCACAUCAGCGCCGGCUUUGACCAGGAAGCGGCGGCUGUUUUAAUGGCCCGCAUGGCCGUUUAUCGAGCUGAAACCGACGAAAGCCCCGAUGUGUUGCGAUGGGUCGACCGUAUGUUAAUUCGUCUGUGCCAAAAAUUCGGCGAAUACAACAAAGACGACCCUAACAGUUUCCGUUUGAGUGAAAACUUCAGUCUCUAUCCCCAAUUCAUGUACCAUUUGCGCCGCUCCCAAUUCCUCCAAGUUUUCAACAACUCCCCAGACGAGACCUCGUUCUACCGCCACAUGCUGAUGCGGGAGGACCUCACCCAAAGUCUCAUUAUGAUCCAGCCGAUUUUAUACAGUUAUAGUUUCAACGGCCCCCCUGAACCCGUCCUCCUCGACACUAGUUCCAUUCAACCCGAUCGAAUCCUUCUCAUGGACACAUUUUUCCAAAUUUUGAUUUUCCACGGUGAGACAAUCGCCCAAUGGAGGAACCUCAAGUACCAGGACAUGCCAGAGUACGAGAAUUUCCGGCAAUUGUUACAAGCACCGGUGGAUGACGCCCAGGAAAUCCUCCAGACGAGGUUCCCCAUGCCUAGGUACAUCGACACGGAACAAGGGGGCUCCCAAGCCAGGUUUUUACUAUCGAAAGUCAACCCGAGCCAAACACAUAACAAUAUGUACGCGUACGGAGGGGCGGUACCUGCGAGUGCGGACGGCGGGGCCCCGGUUUUGACCGACGACGUCUCGUUGCAAGUGUUUAUGGAUCAUUUGAAGAAACUGGCGGUCUCUUCAACGGCUUAAACUACUUUAUUCUUAUUUAUUAAGUACAAUAGUAACAAGAAAAUAUCUCUGGUUAAGUGUUACAAUUAUAAUAAAUAUAUUACACAUACAUUA
Tribolium castaneum (red flour beetle) is the source of this 2575-nucleotide messenger RNA. RefSeq names its product Secretory 23 (gene Sec23). Bases 167 to 2482 code for a protein of 771 amino acids. Gene Ontology annotation, biological process: intracellular protein transport; endoplasmic reticulum to Golgi vesicle-mediated transport; COPII-coated vesicle budding. The transcript is spliced from 9 exons. Gene Ontology annotation, molecular function: zinc ion binding; GTPase activator activity. Gene Ontology annotation, cellular component: COPII vesicle coat; endoplasmic reticulum exit site. The record is from RefSeq and is a predicted model, not a curated record. NCBI's taxonomy places the organism in Eukaryota, Metazoa, Arthropoda, Insecta, Coleoptera, Tenebrionidae.